Oncorhynchus mykiss (rainbow trout) is the source of this 2217-nucleotide messenger RNA. RefSeq names its product sushi domain-containing protein 6. Gene Ontology annotation, biological process: DNA damage response. The record is from RefSeq and is a predicted model, not a curated record. NCBI's taxonomy places the organism in Eukaryota, Metazoa, Chordata, Actinopteri, Salmoniformes, Salmonidae.
ACAAAAUUGGUCUGGUCCCAAUGAUUUUCAGUAGACCUGCUGGCCUGGGCUUCACCGAGUAAAAACAAUUACUGUGGUACAUUAGUUAUAACGGAUAAAGUCAAUUUGACGCUUAAUACAUUAAUGCCCGUCUUCAUUCUACAGUAGCAUAAUAAAGAUAUCCUGACCACAGUCUUCUACUACCCAAGGAAACCGUGCACGAAAGCGAGGCUGCUGACGUGUUUCCGCUUCCCCUCUUCUCGCAGUGAAAGAAACGGUCUGGCUGUUUGUGACGAAGCGGAAGAAGCGACAACACCGCAGGAAAAGACUAUUCGUGAUUAAAUAACAAAUCAAUUGGAGGAUAGUCUGUCUGGCUAUUUGAGUCCAUGACCAGACAGUGAGAACGGAGAGGAGGGCUUGAAGGUAGCCUUUACGUUGGUUAAGGCUUAGAGGACUGUAGAGUUUCCAGGGGAAAAGAUGAGUGAUGGAAUGGUAUUGUGUGAGACGAGAGCCCUGGCCUCCUCUUCCUCUCUAGUCCACAGGCUGGCUACAUCUGCAAUCCUCUUCCUCCUCCUCUCCCUGCUCCCCCACGGACACGCAUCAGGAUGCCCUCAGCCUCUGGCUGUACAGCAUGGGGAGCUGGUGAACCAGACGGAGGCGAACCGAGGCUCCUUCCCUCCUGGUACCCUGCUGUCCUAUGGCUGUGAGCCGGGCUACGCCCCCGAUGGACCCACCACCAUCACCUGUACCACCGCUGGGACAUGGUCCCGCCUGCCUCUACGCUGCAUCAGCACUAAUGUGUGCCCCCCUCCCACGGAGCCAGAGAACGGAGGGUACAGGUGCCACCCGUCCCCCUGCCACCGCCUCACCCAGAAGACCGUGAUAGAGUACUUCUGUGACGAGGGCUACGCUCUGAAGGGGGACUACAAGUUCCUCACCUGUCAGAAUGGGGAGUGGGACGCACCCAUGCAGAUCACCUGCCGCCUCAGCCCAGAUAAGGAGCUGCGGUCUCCGUUGGCGAUGCCAGCGCUGUCCAUCGUAGCGUCCACAGCCUCCUCUGUGGCCCUCCUGCUGCUGCUGGUGGUGCUGUUUGUUCUGCUGCAGCCCAAACUCAAGUCCUUCCACCACAGCAGGCGUGAGCAGGGUGUGUCAGGCCAGCCAGCCUCCAUGGUGGUGGAGGGGCUCCAGGUGGCCCUCCCCUCCUAUGAGGAGGCGGUUUACGGUAGCGGAGGUGCCUCCCUCCCACCGCCUCCAGAGUCCCGGGUCCAGAUCGUCCUGUCUGAGGGGCCCCAGGGGGCCGAGGGGCCCAGCAGUAGGUCUCAGUCCCACCAUCACAGAGAUACAGAGCUGUGCCUCCCCUCCACGUCCUCCUCCUCUUCUUCAUCCUCCCGUCGCGCAGAGACAGUACUAGUCCACCAGGCCCCCUCCUCCUCCUCCUCUUCGUCGUCGUGGGUUACGGAGCACGGAGGAGGUGCGUGUGGUGGUGUCCCACCCCUGGUCACUCUGGCCAGACGUAGAGACUCCGAGAGCAGCGACCAGCACAGCCUGCUUUCUGCCACCUCCGUAGACGACUUCUCUGAUGAUAUCCCCCUGUUAAAGGAAGCCUGAUGCCCCUGCAGCAGGACCACUCCCCCUUACAGCUGACCAGGAAACACUGAGGCUUCUACUGGGGCCUUCUACCUGAAUUAUACCACCCUACCCUACAGCUGACCAGGAAACACUGAGGCUUCUACUGGGGCCUUCUACCUGAACUAUACCACCCUACCCUAGAGCUGACCAGGAAACACUGAGGCUUCUACUGGGGCCUUCUACCUGAACUAUACCACCCUACCCUACAGCUGACCAGGAAACACUGAGGCUUCUACUGGGGGCCUUCUACCUGAAUUAUACCACCCUACCCUAGAGCUGACCAGGAAACACUGAGGCUUCUACUGGGGCCUUCUACCUGAAUUAUACCACUCUACCCUACAGCUCUGAACCACAGAACUACAAAAUGACCCAGCGUACCAAAAACAGGAAUCAUGUCAAAGAAACUCAACCUCCCUCCACGUCUGCAACUUCUCACACGGCUCAAAGACAAGAGCAGAGUCCAACUUCACCCCCAACUAUUACCAACCGUGAAAUUAGACAUAACUAUUUCCACCACCAGUAUCCUCUCCCCACGUCCUGGCUACCCCUUCUGCAAUGAUCUCUAAACUAACCCUUCUGAUCUCUAAACUACCACCCAUGUACAGAAAA